Messenger RNA from Paralichthys olivaceus (Japanese flounder), 1649 nucleotides. RefSeq names its product essential meiotic structure-specific endonuclease subunit 2 (gene eme2). Gene Ontology annotation, molecular function: DNA binding; crossover junction DNA endonuclease activity. Lineage: Eukaryota; Metazoa; Chordata; Actinopteri; Pleuronectiformes; Paralichthyidae. Gene Ontology annotation, biological process: double-strand break repair; replication fork processing; resolution of meiotic recombination intermediates. Gene Ontology annotation, cellular component: nucleus; Holliday junction resolvase complex. The record is from RefSeq and is a predicted model, not a curated record.
CCUUUGCAAGUUUAAUUUGUUUGUUUGUUUCUAAGCAGCAUUACGCACAAAGUAGCAAAUACAUAUUUGCACAAAACUUGGCGGAGGAAUUAUAAAAGUAUCAAAGGUUAAAAUGGGCUUUUCAUAGACUGUAGUUUUUUUUUGUCCCUCGGCGGACACCAUCGAACACACCGGCGAUGUAAACAAGCGGUUCCACCACCUUUAAAAGAAUGGGAUUCGCAUGCGUAAACACACUUUGAUCGGGUGUUAAAGCUUUGAAAUGUCUGUUUCACGCAGAGCAGACACUUGGGAAAUAUCUGAAUCUGAGGAGGACACGGACAUCGAGACAAAGCCACAGUUAAACCACGAUGAGAUCAGUCAAUCAACAACAGUCAGCUCUCACUGCAGAGAUCGACCUCUCAGAGAUCAGCAUCCGAGCUCAUAUCUCAAACGAAAAACCUCCCCAGCAACGAGAAGCGGCUCAGACCGAACCCCUGCUUCGCUCCCACAUCAUGGCUCUGACGCACCGGGUCCGGCGAGGAAACGCCGCAGCAGGGAGGAGGUGGAGGCGGACAGAGAGAGAGCCAGGGAGGGGAGGGAGGUAAAGGAGAGGCAGAGAGCAUCCAGAGCCCAGGAGAAGGUGGAGAGGAGGCAGGAGCAGCAGCGGAGGAGGGAGGCUGCGGAGAACCUGAGGAGUCUGAGGCCGGAGAACUGCCUCAAGAGUCUGACUGUCUGCAUAGAUCCAGCUCUCCUGCAGCACGAUGGCUCAGACAUCCUUCUGGAUACUCUGGCUGCCUACGAGUGGAGGUUCAGCAUUGAGAGCCAGCAACAUCCUCACAGCAUCACAUGGACCAGAGACGUACCUCAGGAGGGAGGUAGCUUGGGCUUGCUGGAGGAGAAUGAAACUGUGUUGUUGCUGGGUCAGACUGACUUCCUGGACAUGGUGAUCUCUGUGAAGAAAAUGCUCAACAGUGAAGGGGAAGAAACAGGGAUGGGGUCUUUUCUCAGCCCUCUUUUGGAGCAUCUCAACCGUGAUGCCAAGAAGGUGGUCACUCUCUUAGUGACAGAAUCUCAGCAAGAUUACAGGACAGAUGCUUUUGGUGCACCAUCUGGCCUGGGAAUAGGGAGCAUGGACGUUGAGGAGGUUCUUGUUUACCUACAGCUCUGCAAGAAUAUCUCAGUGGUCUUCCUGGAAGGCUGGCAGGACGUCACUAACCAUGUGUGUGCCGUCACCAAGGCCUUAUCAAAACGCCCUUACAAACUCCUGACAGAGCGAACAGAGCUGCCCUUCUGUGUGGAUGGAUCAUGGGCCAGUGGAGUUCGGGUAGAGAGGGACGGCUCGGGACUGAUUCAGGUCUGGAGCAAACAGAUCCAGCAGCUGAACAGAGUUAGCCCUGGUGUGGCCUCCACUGUGACAGCAGCCUAUUCGUCUCCUCAGCUGCUGCUGCAGGCGUACCAGUACUUGGGGUCAGAGGAGGAGAGGAAGGGGCUGCUGGCUAGUCUCAUAGUAAAGAGUGAAGGUAAAGACAGACGAGUAGGGCCAGAGGUGUCAGCCAGAGUGUACAGAUGCUUCACAGCUCAGAACCCCCAGCUGGUCCUGGACUAAUUUGUCCACUUGAGAAUGACAUGGAUGGAUACCAGCGAGGAUCUAGUUUAUAUUUGCACUUUCU